Messenger RNA from Coregonus clupeaformis (lake whitefish), 2378 nucleotides. It is a transcript of the gene wt1a, whose product is annotated as WT1 transcription factor a. Gene Ontology annotation, cellular component: nucleus. The transcript is spliced from 9 exons. Bases 370 to 1623 code for a protein of 417 amino acids. Gene Ontology annotation, molecular function: DNA-binding transcription factor activity, RNA polymerase II-specific; RNA polymerase II cis-regulatory region sequence-specific DNA binding. Gene Ontology annotation, biological process: regulation of transcription by RNA polymerase II. The record is from RefSeq and is a predicted model, not a curated record. Lineage: Eukaryota; Metazoa; Chordata; Actinopteri; Salmoniformes; Salmonidae.
AUAGAGGGCUACCCCUCUCCUCCUGUCUUCCUCUCCCACUCUUUCUCCUCCAUUGACAGAGCUGAGAGAACGCUCCCCAGGUUAGACCUCCAGACAGACACCUCUCUCUCUCUCCACUACAUGGACUAUCUACCACAGCACACAAAACAGACACUUACUAUUGUUCGACUUUCGUUUGGGGGGAUUUGUGUGUGUUUUCCUUGAAAAAAGCUGUCUUCCUAUGCCACAAUGAAGCUUUGUUGGACUUAAGUUUCCACAGAACCAGGAGCUGGUACAUCAGAACGCCGAAGAAGACUUAGGUCCAUUUUCAGAGCGAUCCUGUCGGGUUUUUGGACAGACUGGUUUCCAGGUGCGGUUGCUCCAACAGAGAUGGGCUCAGACGUGCGUGACCUCAACGCCCUGCUGCCCCCGGUGCCAGCCCUGCCAGGAGGGAACGGGAACUGUACCCUGCCCGUCAGCAGUGCCCCUCAGUGGGGCCCUGUACUGGACUUCCACACUGGCGCCCCCUACAGCUCGCUGGCCCCCCACUCCUUCAUCAAGCAGGAGCCCAGCUGGAGCUCUGGGGAUCCCCAGGAGGACCCUCACUGUGGCCUGAGUGCCUUCACCCUGCACUUCUCUGGCCAGUUCACUGGCACAGGGGCCUGCAGGUACGGGGCCUUCGGGGCCCCCCCUCCACCCAGCCAGCCCCCACCAAGCCAGCCAAGGAUGUUCAGCAACGCACCCUACCUGACCAACUGUAUGGACACCCAGCCCUCUUCCAGGAACCAGGGUUACAGUGCUUUCGAUGGUGUCACUAAUUACGGUCACACUCCCACACACCACUCCUCCCAGUUCCUCAACCACUCCUUUAAAGAUGAAAACUCCCUCGCUCAGCAGACCAGUAUGGGUGAGCAGCCGUAUCCUGUCCCUCCACCCGUGUAUGGAUGCCACACCCCAUCAGACAGCUGUACAGGCAGCCAAGCCCUACUGCUGAGGAACCCUUACAACAGCAGUGAUAAUUUAUACCAAAUGGCAUCUCAGCUGGAAUGCAUGGCAUGGAACCCUGUUAACACGCUGGCUUCCACCAUUAAGAGCCAUGCUACGGGUUAUGAAAGUGACCCCAACACUCCCAUGGUGUAUAGCUGCAGCACCCAGUACCGCAUCCACACACACGGCAUCUUCAGAGGCAUGCAGGAUGUCCGACGGGUGCCAGGUAUCGCCCCCGCCAUUGUUCGCUCAGAGACCAAUGAGAAGAGGCCAUUCAUGUGUGCAUAUCCUGGCUGCAACAAACGAUACUUCAAACUGUCCCACCUACAGAUGCACGGCAGGAAACACACAGGUGAGAAACCCUACCAGUGUGACUUUACCGACUGUGGACGAAGGUUCUCCAGGUCAGACCAGCUCAAGAGACACCAGCGAAGACACACAGGGGUUAAACCGUUCCAGUGCGAGACGUGUCAGAGAAAGUUCUCACGGUCUGACCACCUUAAGACCCACACCCGGACUCAUACAGGUAAAACAAGCGAGAAGCCGUUCAACUGCAGAUGGCCCAACUGUCAGAAGAAGUUUGCCAGGUCUGAUGAGCUGGUUCGUCACCACAACAUGCACCAGAGGAACCUGACCAAGCUGCAGCUUGCCAUCUGAGCCAGAUCUGAACCAGACCACUCUGCUCUGCAGACACACUGGCCUCACUGCUCUCAAACACUCUGCCUACAUGAGACUUUGAAUCUCCAUGUCGUUCACCAAUGCCUGUAGCACAAAGGGGCAACAGCAGCAAAGCAGGGCUAUUCACUAGAUAGCACAGCCACAAAGUCAAAAAUGUCUGCGUUGUAAAAAUCCAUAAAAACAACAAUUAGCUUUUUGAUCUUAAUUUAAGGUUAGGGUUAGGUAUAAGGUUUUAAAGAAGAGAAAUUGUAGAAUUUUAAAGAAGAGAAAUUGUAGGAAUAGGCUGGGUUUAUUACCUUGUGGCUGUGGUAAAAGACCAGGAGGCUGACAGUCUUGUUCAUCUGCAUGUAACUGUACAGCCUCACCAACGGACAGUCCUCCAAACAGCGCCAUCCAAUGACGGUCCGCCGUCCAGAUGCUCUGAUCCAGAGGGUUGUUUUAGUAAGACAUUUAAAGAGGAAACAAAAUAGUUUCUAUCUCUUGUUGGUGUUGUAUACAGUAGAUGUGAAUUACUUUAUGCCUUUUUUUUCAGUUGUAGUGUUACUUUGAGCAGUUUCAGAUUAAUUUAUAAUUUUAUCAUACUUUUGUGAAUUAAAAUAUCUUUCACUGGAAUGAUUUCUGGAAAGGGGAACAUUAUUUUACUUUGGUCCAACAGCAUGUUCAUCAUCGCUUUCGUUCAGUCCACAAAUUUGAUCUGCACCAUGUAGUUGAAUCAUAAAGCUACAGUAAGUCUG